GCAGGUGGGCGCCAUGAGGGAACCGCUGGUGGUGCUGCUGCUACUGUGGCUCGGAUUCCGGAUUCCGCCCAGUUCCGGAUCGGCAGUGCUCAUCUCCGACAUGACCAUGACCGUAAUGGUGGAGCUCUCGUCGCGGCAUCCCUUCUGCAAAAUGCACACGGAUCGGGGCGACAUCCAGCGCAUGUUGCUGCAGUCGGAUCCGCGCCGCAUCCGCCAGGUGCCGCGGGAGUCGGUGAUGGAACUGGAGGAGGUCUGCCGCCGUCAGGGAUCGUACGGCCAUGAGUUCCGCGGCGGCCUGGGCUUCAUCUAUCCGGGAACGAAGUGGUGUGGUCCCGGCACAGCAGCCACUAGCUAUGACGACCUGGGAGCCCAUGCCCGCGAGGAUCGGUGUUGCAGGGAGCACGACAUGUGCCCGGAUGUCCUCAAUGUGGGCGAGUGCCGGCGCGGGCUCUGCAACCGUGGCACCUUCACGCGGAGUCACUGCGACUGUGACGCCCGGUUCCGGCGGUGCCUGCAGGCGGCCAACACGGAGACGGCCAAUACGCUGGGCGCCAUUUUCUACAAUGUGGUGCAGGUGACCUGCUUCCAGGAGCGGAGCCCCUGCUCGGCCCAUCAGAGGUUCGAGGACUUCUACUAUCGCACCGAUCACUGUCCGGCCGAGUUCCGGCAGGCGGAUCUCUAUGUACCGCCGCACAGCGACAAUCUGAUAGCCAAAAUCCUGUCCAGCCAUCCGCAGGGUCGUGCCCUGGCCGCGGCCGCACCCGGCCUCCUGCCGGCCAAGGCCACCGCCCGCCGAUGGGGCGUCAAGCUGGCCAGUGUCGGUCUGGCUGCCGUCAACAUACUCCGGGAGGUGGUGCAGCGGCCCCGGUUGCUGUGGGAUAGCCUCCAUGCGCCGGUUAGCCGGGAACUGCCGCCGGAGCAGGGCUAUCGCUACCAGCGACCGAGGUCGGGGCAGGGCUCCUACGGAUACCAGGGCUAUCAGGGUUACGACUAUCGCUGGAGCUAGAAAGGCGGCAGCCGUGAGACGCCACAAGACUGUUCCCAAUGGAAGAAUCGACUCCUGUCUAACCCUCCAGCUGAGUAGUAUUAGUAGUGCUUAGUCCCUAGAUCGUAGUCCUGCAUGUGUGAUGAUUGCCAUAGCUGUUCUGCAUGUUGUUGAGUCUUUUUUUUUUUUUAAAGAAAUCAAAAUAUUAAUAAAUUCCCAUGAGAUACCUCGAUUUUAAAGAGCAUGUCCUUGAUUUUGCAAACCAGAGCCGGCUACAACCAGACGGAGCAGGAGGAGAUCUGCGCCCAGUGGCAGUACCAGCCCUCGGAGAAGUACGUGCCCAGCCAGCCGCGCAC
Messenger RNA from Drosophila bipectinata, 1341 nucleotides. Its product is annotated as acidic phospholipase A2 PA4. Lineage: Eukaryota; Metazoa; Arthropoda; Insecta; Diptera; Drosophilidae. Gene Ontology annotation, biological process: arachidonate secretion; phospholipid metabolic process. The record is from RefSeq and is a predicted model, not a curated record.